CCAUGGCUACCACCCACUAUCCUGUCGACAGCUCUACCGAGUCACUGCACACCCGAGAACGACUUCCUGCUUCAACUAAGUAGGACCUUCAACACUUGUAUCCCUACGCCACUCGCCCUCGUCUCGACGCUGUUCGGCAUUCUCAGUAUCAUCGCCUGGUUGUUCGCACAGGUACCGCAGAUUUACAAGAACUGGAAGUUUCAGAGCACUUCCGGCCUAUCGAUAUGGUUCCUGGUGGAGUGGUUUGGCGGAGACGUCGGCAACCUGUUGGGCGCGCUCUUCACCCACCAAGCGACUUGGCAGGUAACAAUCGGCGCAUACUACGUUUUGGUGGACAUGUGUCUCCUGGGACAGUGGAUCUGGUAUGAGAAGUUGCGGCACGGACAGACCCCGGACGGCGAAGGCCGCUCUGCUGCUGGCCAGACGGCACCGAGAACCAUCUUCAGGGCACCUACAUUCGACAAGAGUUCGAACGACGCCGAAAAGUCCUCGCUGAGCAGCAGCGGACAGCCUGCCACCCCCGGCGGGAGGACACUCUACAGAGCGGGCAACGGCACGGCAUCGUCGUUCCCGUCUCCGUCACCACGGACCAUGAUGAUGAUCGCCUGCCUCAUCGCCGUGGUAGCAGCUUCGCCCAUCCAACAGCAAGACGCCGCCCCCGGACAACACGGAGCUCUGCCGCAGACGUCGGAUCGACGACCGCACCUCGAGGAAGCGCCACCGACCGCUCUCGAGCAAGCCGGCUCCCUCCUCGCAUGGACCUCCACCUUCCUCUACCUCGGCUCCCGCCUCCCCCAGCUGCUCAAAAACUGGAAGCGGAAGUCCACCGCCGGCCUCAGCUUCCACCUCUUCCUCGCGGCCUUCUGCGGGAACUUCUUCUACUCGGCCGCCCUCCUCACCAACCCCAACGCCUGGUCCGACUUCGAGCCCUACGGCGGCGGCGGCUGGGCCGGUGCCGCCGGCAACGACCGCGCGCGCUGGAUCCUCAACGGCCUGCCCUUCUUCCUCGGCGCCGCCGGCGUCCUGGGCCUGGACGCCAGCGUCGGCAUCCAGUUCAUGAUCUACGGCGAUGCGGCGCAGAAGCUGGUCGUGCUCGACGAGGAAACCGACGGUGAGGGCGGCGGCGGUGGCGCCCAAGACCUGAUCCGCAGCGUCGUCCUCCUCGACGCCGACCGCCGCUCGUCCUUCUCCGCCGCCACCGACGAUUCCCGAUGGCGCUGGCGUCGCGUCAGCGGCUGGAUGCGCGGCUGGAUCCCCACCGGCAGCGAGCUGGGCGCCGCCGGCCCCGACGAGCGGGAGGCUCUGUUGCGGCCGGUGUCACGGCAAGGCGGAGGAGGAGGU
Dissoconium aciculare CBS 342.82 is the source of this 1341-nucleotide messenger RNA. RefSeq lists its product as uncharacterized. The record is from RefSeq and is a predicted model, not a curated record. The transcript has 2 exons. The annotation marks the transcript as partial. NCBI's taxonomy places the organism in Eukaryota, Fungi, Ascomycota, Dothideomycetes, Mycosphaerellales, Dissoconiaceae.